AGAAAGAAGAGCAAAUGUUAACUAUCAUUCAUGGAUAAAGGUGUAUUGAUUUAGCCGCUUCUGUCAUCUUCUUCGGCUAGUCAGUGAGCUCCGGCUGGCAGGUGGUUUCCAGUUUCCACCCGAUGUCUGUGGUGCCACUUUUCAACCUCGCUCCCGACUUGACCGUCUCAAGGCUUUGCUUCGGAACCAUGACUUUUGGUGAGCAGAAUUCACUGUCACAGUCGUUCCAUCUUCUUGACAAAGCUUUCAAUUCCGGAAUCAAUUUCUUCGAUUCUGCUGAAAUGUAUCCAGUGCCCCAGCGCCAGGACACUCAAGGAAGGAGCGAGGAAUAUCUUGGCCGUUGGAUUAGAGAAAGAAAACUUCCUCGGGACCGUAUUGUCUUGGCCACAAAGGUAACUGGACCUUCCGGGCAAAUGACUUGGAUUCGGGAUGGACCAAAGUGUCUGGAUGCCUGCAAUAUAGCCGAAGCCAUUGACAACAGUUUGUUGCGACUGCAGACUGACUAUAUUGACCUUUAUCAAAUUCAUUGGCCUGAUCGCUAUGUUCCUAUGUUUGGAGAAACAGAGUAUGAUCCAAUCCGACAAUUCGAAUCUAUAGGCAUAGAGGAGCAACUUGAAGCUAUAGGAAGAGCAGUUAAAGCUGGUAAGAUAAGGUAUGUGGGGCUUAGUAAUGAAACACCAUACGGAGUCAUGAAGUUUCUUCACAGGACUGAACUUAGUCCUAGCUAUCCUAGGAUCAUAUCUUUACAGAAUGCUUACAGUUUGCUUAGCCGAACCUUUGACUCUGGAUUGGCUGAAUGCUGUCAUCAUGAGAGGGUUUAUUUGUUGGCUUACAGCCCUCUUGCAAUGGGCAUACUUUCUGGGAAAUAUUUAUUGUCUGACGGUGCCCCAUCUGAUGCACGUUUCAAUCUUUUUAAAGGGAGAUAUAGAGAAGGUGAAUCCAGGUACAAUUUAUCUAGCACAAAAGUAAAGGAAGCUACCAAGGCAUAUCUGGCUGUUGCAGCCAAAUAUGGUAUUCAUCCUGUAUCUUUGGCAAUUGCAUUUGUUUUAAACCACCCUAUUGUGGCUAGCGCUGUUUUUGGUGCAACAAAACCGUGGCAGCUGCAACAAAUUCUGGAUUCAUGCAAGUUGAAGCUGAGUCCACAAGUAAUUGAUGAAAUUGACAAGAUCCAUUUCAUGUUCCCAAACCCUUGUCCUUAAUAUAUAGUUUUUCAAGUUCUAGCAAAUUCUAAGACUUGAAAACAGCCACCAUUUUCACAAAAUUCACAAUGCUGCCACUGGGAUUCGGAAUAAUUUCAUUUUUAUUUUUUCUAAGCUCUCAUUUUCAGAGGGUAUUUUUGCUAUAAUUAUAUUAAGGUAUAUAUAUUGAAUUAUAGCUGUUAAAGUGAGGUGUAGCAUUAUGAGAAUAUGGGGACAUGACAGAUAGGGCCCUUGAUGAUGAUAAUCAUUUAAACAUUGACUCAAAAUGUGGACGUUUGUGUCUUUG
Impatiens glandulifera is the source of this 1485-nucleotide messenger RNA. RefSeq names its product protein tas-like. The record is from RefSeq and is a predicted model, not a curated record. The coding region runs from base 123 to 1199 and encodes 358 amino acids. NCBI's taxonomy places the organism in Eukaryota, Viridiplantae, Streptophyta, Magnoliopsida, Ericales, Balsaminaceae. The transcript has 12 exons.